AUGGUGGCCAUCAGCAAGAGCCGCAUCAAACAGCGCAAUGCGUUUUCAAAGCAAGAGAAGCACGAGAGGUUGUUAUUGAUAGUGUUGGGAUCGUUAUCCAUUUGUUGGGCAGGGUUGAAAGUGUUCAAUGCUUCUGUUGGCGGGGACGGCUUGACCGGUGCUGUAUUAUCGAAGCGUCUGUCCGCAAUGAAAGACAACCAUGUUCAUUUGAAGUUACAAUCCAAGAGUCAACCCAUGUUGAGUGAAUCCUACAAUGCCAUUGCCAUGGAUAUUAUUGGCACCUUGGAUUGCAAGACCCUUCUCAAUAAAACCGUAAUUAUGCCCGGUGGAGGAGGAGGAAUGUACGACGAUUAUGUUCCCGCCGACAAUGAAAAUCUAGAUGGAGAACAACAAGAACAAGAACGCGUUCGACGACGAAGAAGGCUGGAAGAAGAAGGAGAAGCCCAAAAAACAGAUGAUGGUGAUGACAGCCUUCGCAAAAACAAUAAUGAAGCGGGCGAAGAUCCCAAUAUGGAAGCCGGUGCCAACGGCGCAGAUGAUGGUGUACGAGUGGACCCCAACUUUUCUGGUGACGAUAUGAAUAAUUUGGACAACUACGAGGACGUGACAGCCAAAGAACUCUUCUGUCUCGCCGCUGCCACAACCACCAUGCCUGCCGAAAAAAUUCAACAACACAAAGAACGAAUUCAAUGCGAUGCCACUGGAACCAGACAGGAGGCUCUCUUGGAUGUUUGGUCAUCCGCACGGGCUCAAAUGCCAGAAUCUCUGCUUCUCAAGACGUUGGACUUGGCCACCGAAACGACUCGCACACUGGGAAAACACACCGUCAACCUUUGGAGUCCACGAAAUGACGACGGAAUGAAUUAUAUCCUCAGUCAGGUCUCCAAUCAAGACGAAACGGCUCGCGUCAACGGGAACAACUUUUUUGGACUCUCCCAUAAUUUGGGACCGGACCACCUCUAUGUGGAUGUGGGAUCUUGUUUGGGAAUUACGGCCUUGGCGGUGAUUCUGGAAUACCCCAAGACCAAAGUAGUAUCCGUGGAACCAGCCGCUCCCAACUGGCUGAUGCAGGAGAUCAACAUGAAGUGCAAUCUAGACGAAGAUCAACAACCUACACUAUUGCUAACCGGGGUGGGACCUCACACCAAGGAAACCAUGGCAGCCAAGCUUUUGUGGCGGCCGUCGGCUGUCACUGCCACGCGUGCAUGGACACCGGCGGAAGAAAAGAUUGCCGGAGAGGAUGAAGAGCUGUUUGUGCAACUACGACCAUGGAAGGCCAUUCUAGCAGAGGCGGAGGUCCCCAGUUCGCAUCAUAUCGAUGUGCUACACAUGGACUGUGAAGGAUGCGAAUACAAUUUGAUCCCAUCCCUAUCAGAUUCCGAAUAUGAUUCCAUUGAUACGGUGAUGGGAGACUUGCAUUGGGGAUACAUUCCUCUCCACAAGCUUCCUUCUAGCAAACGUGGUGAAUUGACGCACAAUCGCCUCUGUCAGCAUGAGAACUUUGCUCGCACGGCCAAAGAGUGCUGCGGCAAUUUACACUUGCCAGUAAGGUCAUCCAUCCCGGGAGAGGUGCUCAUUCUAGAAGGAAAAGACACGGCCAACGGAGGCGCCACGGUGGUAGAUGUGAUUGCGGACAAUCUAUGCGACGAUUUCGAUUUGUGGAAGCAGGAGCACCAGCUGUAUGACAUCAUGGAAGACUACGGAUGGUUUGAAAUUUCCAGUGUCGCCUCCUAA
Messenger RNA from Seminavis robusta, 1734 nucleotides. NCBI's taxonomy places the organism in Eukaryota, Bacillariophyta, Bacillariophyceae, Naviculales, Naviculaceae. The record is from the annotation of a GenBank genome assembly.